Molecule: messenger RNA, 906 nt
Organism: Vigna radiata var. radiata (mung bean)
Lineage: Eukaryota; Viridiplantae; Streptophyta; Magnoliopsida; Fabales; Fabaceae
Exons: 3
Coding region: 1-906 (301 amino acids)
Source: RefSeq, a predicted model, not a curated record
AUGGAGGAAACCCUAGGCCAGGCGUGGGACAGAUAUAAAAGCCUGUUGAGGAAGAUGCCUACACACGGUUUUGAUGAUACAUCAGUAGUCCUUUCAUUCCUUGGAGGUCUUAGCAUUCAAACAAAGCUCUUGCUAGAUGCAGCAGCAAGAGGUAACAUCAAGAACAAGAUUGCAGAGGAAGCAUAUGAAUUGAUAAAUAACAUGGCUACUAAUGAUAUAACUACGAAGCUUAAAGAAACUCUUCAGCAAUUUAUGCAGGCAACUAUCUCUAAUCAGAAGAGCACUGAAGCGUCCAUUAGAAACUUGGAGAUACAAGGUGGCCAAUUGGCUAAAAACUUGGAGGAUAUGCCUGACAGGGGUUUUGGGGCUAAUACUAAAGUUAUCCCUAAGGAAGAGUGCAAUGCUAUUAUGACUAGAAGUGAGAAGCAAUAUGGGCGUUUCAUGGAGAUCUUCAAGCAAUUGGAGAUUACUAUGCCUUUGACCGAAGCACUACGGCAAGUUUAUGCGAAGCACAUGAAGCAAUUCCUCAAAAAGAAGUAUCUAGAUGAGCAAACAAUUAAAGUACAGGGUAAUUGCAGUGCCAUAUUACAGAAGACGCUUCCUCUCAAAUUCAAAGAUCCGGGGAGUUUCACCAUCCCUUGCAUCAUUGGGAAUUAUGAUAUAGGGAAGGCUCUAGUUGACUUACGAGCUAGUAUCAAUCUUAUGCCCUUAUCUAUGCUUAAGAAAAUUGGUGGUAUGGCGGUCAAACCUACAAAAGCAAUCUUGCAAAUGGUAUAUAGGUCCAUCAAGCUUCCGUAUGGUGUGAUAGAAGACGUGGUGAUGAGAAUUGAUAAACUCAAAUUUCCAGUGGACUUUGUAGUGAUGAAGAUGGAGGAAAAUGAAGAGAUACCGAUCAUUCUUGGAUGA